Messenger RNA from Ceratitis capitata (Mediterranean fruit fly), 1401 nucleotides. Its product is annotated as borealin. The record is from RefSeq and is a predicted model, not a curated record. The transcript is spliced from 4 exons. Bases 172 to 1131 code for a protein of 319 amino acids. NCBI's taxonomy places the organism in Eukaryota, Metazoa, Arthropoda, Insecta, Diptera, Tephritidae.
UUUCUCCAAUUUAAUAAAGUUGAGAAAUUUUUACGCUGGUUUGUUUUUGUACAACGGAAUAAAAAGUUAAAUAGCCUUUAGAAUUUUGAACAAAUAACGUUUUCCUUAUAAAUUUAUAUAAAGAGUAGUGCUGAUUUCAUAAAAGAGGAAAAUAAUUAUUGAAUUGAUAAAAUGCCGCGCACCAAAGUUUCUAAAUCUACCAAACGUUUUCGUGAGGCUUCUAGUUGUGAAGAAAAAUUGCGGGAGUUCGAAGCCUCUUUUGAUGGCUAUAUGCACGCAUUGGAAAUGAAAGCCAAAUCACAAAUAGAAUCCAUUGAAGAAAAGUUUUAUAUGCUAUUAAUGCGUACCGAUUCAAGUGUGCUUAAUUUACGUAUGGGUGACGUUCUAGCGCUGAAUUUAAAAACACUGGAAGAUUGCAAAAAAUAUUCGAAUACAUUGGCCGCCAGCAGUACCAGUGGAACCAAACAAGGCUCAAAUAAACAGUUAAAUCCGAACGAUGAAGGUUACCUUACAGAGGACAGCACAAAUAGUGGCAGUGCAAUAGGUGUCUCCACAUCGAUUUUAACUGCAUACAGCCAGUCAUCUUUAAAACAGCAGCAGCAGCAGCAGCAACGUGGCCGCACUCCUGGGCCAUUAAGUUCGGCCCGAGCUCGUCGUCCUCGUCGUAGCCGGUCUGUUUGUGACGAAAUACACGCCUCAGCAAUUAAAUCUACGACAAGUUCAUCUAGUAUUAUGGAUACUCGUAUUUCUAGAAGCAAAAUGCGCACACCCACCGCAAGCCGUUCAAAGGCGUUCAGUGCUGAUCGCUCUUCUCAAAUUUGUGGGCAACAAUUCCCGUCGUCAACUUCCGUACAAUCUCCAGCGGCUGCUUUUUUAAGGUGGCCUAAACCUGGUGAGGUAGUUUUAUCCAAAUGUGGAAGUCCAGUGGUAGCACAUGUAAUGCCGGAUAAAUACGCUAAUGUUAAUAUUCCUACAAAAAAUGGAAUUUUUUCUUUACGUCCAAAGAAAUUGGAGGAAUUGAAAACAGACAUCAUAGAAGCAAUAGAUUCAGACACACUUAACCAAAUCAGAACACUGCAUGACAACCUAAAUUUAAUUAUGAAAAUGGCUGACGGUUCGUUGCCGAAAUAGUUCUUCGCAACGUAAUAAUAUCUCUCAAUUCAUACAAAUUCCUAUAAUCUCUUCUAAAUAUAAUAUUAACAUCAUACACUUCUUACUUUUUCUUUUUAUCUUCAAAUCAACAACUAUAAUGGACACAACGUUUAAAAUUGUUAAUGAAAUGAAAUUAAAUAUUUAUAAAACACAAUAAUUUAGAAACUUAUCAUUUCUAUAUGUAAUUCCGUAUACAUGUAGUUUAGUAAUUAAUAAAGCAAUAAAUAAGAAAUUCAUUACAUCCUUCAA